AGUUUGUCAGUCGUUCUACGGCGUUUGAACGACGAACGCACGUUUCCUACGUCUCUGGGUAGUGAACGAACAGCGAUAUAAAACACGUUGUUUCAAAAAAAAAAAAAAAAUCGAAUGUAAAUUUUUGAACGAAGACAUUAUGUCAAAUUAUUUGAAUAUUAUUAUAGUUGGAGUUUUUUAUUUAAUAACAUCUGGUUCUCCGAUUCCCGAAAUUGAAGAUAAUGAAGAUGUGCUGCAUUUAAUAGGAGAGCCGGACUUUCGAGAUGUGCGACUCCGUUGGGAAUAUGGCAAAGUUGAUGAGAAAGAUAAGCCGAAACUUCUAGCGUUUCAAGUACACUACUGUGAACUUCAAGCCUGGGGACAUUCACGAUGUCGUACGAAGGUCAUAGAUAACUUGGUGGAGGAGAUGUCCACGAGUAGUACAAUAGAUACAUCAACAACGACAUCGGGUCCGGUUGCGCGCCGCGGUCGUGCAUAUAGCACACGCAUCACCGGUCUGCGCAUGGCCACCACAUACUCAUUCGAAGUGCGUCCUGUGAGGCGAGACGCACGCGACCUCGCCGACCCGCAGUCGAUUGGAUCGAAAAUCAUCAUUGUGCCCACAAGAGGAUUUUCAGCCCGAGCUAUCCAGUGCUUACCCCACGCGAGCGAAGUCGAAGUGUCGACGGGACCUUAUUUUGGCGGUCGCAUAGCCGUCGAGGCAGCGGACGGCGGCCCAGAGCGGUGCUCCAUACGAGGCAAUCCGAACAGCGCACAAGACGCAUACAUUUUACGCAUCCAUCACGACGAGUGUGGGUCCGACGUGAACGAGACAACCGUUGCUACAUACGUUAUCGUUCAAGAGAAUCUACCUAUUCUAACCCAUAGCACACGACGUUUCCUUGUAAUAUGCACGUAUAAGCCGGAGACGUUGACAGUGCGAGCGGGCAUUAAUUUACCUAAGUCCAGCCCCGGAGAUGUCCUGAAUAGUUUCAAUUCUCAUCACACAGGCGAUGUGGAGCCUUUUGAGCAUCAAGAUAUGGACUAUAAUGAACUCAGACCAGCGAGACUUGAAGCCAUAAAGGAAGAAACUAAAUCAGGUGGUUAUAGUGAGAUCACUUUGGUAAUGUUUUUGGUUGUAGCUGCUUUCGGGGGAAUAGCUUUAUUAAUCUGGAAAGUUGUCCCACAAAGCGCCAAAGACAACGCUUCUGCAUCGACAAUAUCGUCUUUAUCUCCUACCAGUAUAUUUAACAGGCGAAACAGAGACAGAUUUUCAGACCACGGUUCUAUUUACUCAAUCACGUUAUCAGAUAAAGAUGCGGUAGUGAAGAAGCCGACUGAAGCUGACAAUACUUCAGAAGCGUGAAAGGAAAUAACUAAUAAUACGAACUAAUAACAUUCUCUAAAUGACAUUAAAUGGUUAAUACUACACUGACUGGGGUGUGACGUAAUUAUCCCGGGUACGACAGGCGGUAUCGUCAGUGAUUUUUGCCUUAUCUAUUUGACUAGUUUUUCAGAUUGCAUGUAAAGUAAGAAGAUUUAAAACAAAUGACGCGAACGGAGUUUUUGUAAUUCAUACACUUUAUUGAUAUUAGCAUUAAUAGCAUUCUAUAAUGGAGUCUCCUGUCUUAAGCAUGAAAGUAGCUAUGAAGCAAAACACAUCAUUUUAUAUUGCUCUGCUUCAUUCUUCCCAACAGCCACGGCACAACAAACACAUUUAAAUAUUAUUUUACAAAAAAUACUUAAUUUACGAAAGGAUGUGUCGUAUUUAAAUUUUUCAACAUAAAUUUCGUUUGCUGAAUGUCUGUAAAUAGCGAAAGACGAGCGAAUCACGGUGAUAGAUAUUUUCAUACAUUUGUAGACAUACGGCCCAUCAAAAGAUUAUUGAUCACCGUCAUGUACAUUGGCAAUGCCCAGUUGCUGCCUAUCAAAAGAUGAAGCAGAAUCAAACAUGAGAGACAAAUCAUAACAUUCAAGAUAAACCAUAGAUAAUUUAUUUUAGAAACGCUUUAUGAACUCUGCUGCCGGUGCGGUAUGGUAAAUCAAUAUGAUGGGAUAAUCUCAAACAAUUUCGCAGAGAAGCAUAGCACAUAUUGCAAAACAAAAAAAUGUCAUUAUCCAGGUAACCGGGGAAUACGUGUCUGUGGACACAAUGGAGUCACUCUUUCUUUGAUAUUUUCUCGCAGUAUACAUGUAGGUGUCGAGAUAAGAGUCAACAAGGGAUGGCUCUCUUAAAUAGUCCCUUUAAUUUUUUGGGUUUUGUGUUUGCUGUUUAACUCUACUGUAUUAGUUAGUAUUUGUGAUGCACUGAAUUAAGUAUUGUUUUUUUACAAAUUUGCCAUAGGUAAAUUGGAUAAGGGGACUAUUUUCAAAUGGAUAAGACUUAUUUUGGGUAGUCAAAUCUUGAAUAGUUUGCUUGAACAUUCUAUUGAGGUUUUUGAAUACUCGAUUGAUUAAUAUAAUUUUAGAUUUAUAGUGUAGGUAAUUAUCUUAUUAUAAGAGUUUAGAAAUUUAAUCGUAUUGUAACAUUCUACAUAGCAAGCACUAAAUGU
Messenger RNA from Bombyx mandarina (wild silkworm), 2531 nucleotides. RefSeq lists its product as uncharacterized. NCBI's taxonomy places the organism in Eukaryota, Metazoa, Arthropoda, Insecta, Lepidoptera, Bombycidae. The record is from RefSeq and is a predicted model, not a curated record.